CUGGCGCUCCCCGCCCCGCAGCCGCCCGAGCGGAGCCGCCGCGGCCGGAGCCCGAUGCCGGGAGCUGAGCGCUGAGGGCCGCCCCGAGAUGGGGAUUCUCAGCAUCACGGACCAGCCUCCUCUGGUCCAAGCCAUCUUCAACCGCGAUGUAGAGGAAGUGCGGUCGCUGCUGAAUCAGAAGGAGAAUAUCAACGUACUGGACCAAGAAAGACGAACACCUCUGCAUGCUGCUGCCUACAUAGGAGAUGUUGCAAUCCUCGAGCUCCUCAUACUGUCAGGUGCUAAUGUCAAUGCAAAGGACACUGUUUGGCUCACCCCGCUGCACCGCGCUGCGGCCUCUCGCAAUGAGAAAGCACUUCACCUCCUCCUGAAGCACUCGGCAGACGUCAAUGCCCGCGACAAGUAUUGGCAAACGCCUCUGCACGUCGCCGCUGCCAACCGGGCCACCAAGUGUGUGGAGGCCAUCAUCCCCCUGCUCAGCACUGUCAAUGUCGCCGACCGCACGGGCCGCACGGCGCUGCACCACGCCGUGCACAGCGGCCACCUCGAGAUGGUGAACCUGCUGUUAAACAAAGGGGCCAGCCUGAGUACUUGCGACAAGAAGGAUCGCCAGCCCAUCCACUGGGCGGCUUUUCUGGGGCAUUUGGAAGUUCUGAAGCUGCUGGUGGCCCGGGGAGCCGACGUGGCGUGCAAGGACAAGAAGGGCUACACCCUGCUGCACACGGCGGCGGCCAGCGGGCAGAUCGAGGUUGUGCGUCACCUGCUGCGGCUGGGUGUGGAGAUCGACGAACCAAAUUCCUUCGGUAACACUGCACUUCACAUCGCCUGUUACAUGGGCCAAGAUGCUGUGGCCAAUGAACUGGUUAAUUACGGCGCCAACGUCAAUCAGCCUAACGAGAAGGGCUUCACCCCUCUGCACUUUGCUGCUGUCUCCACCAACGGGGCCCUGUGCCUGGAGCUCCUCGUCAACAACGGGGCUGACGUCAACUUUCAGAGUAAGGAAGGGAAGAGCCCCCUGCACAUGGCUGCCAUCCACGGGCGGUUCACGCGUUCGCAGAUCCUCAUUCAGAAUGGCAGUGAGAUUGACUGUGCUGACAAAUACGGCAAUACCCCCCUCCACGUUGCUGCUAGAUAUGGCCACGAGCUGCUAAUUAGUACUUUGAUGACGAAUGGUGCUGACACUGCAAGGCGUGGGAUCCACGACAUGUUCCCUCUGCACUUAGCUGUUCUCUUUGGAUUUUCAGACUGUUGUCGUAAGCUACUUUCCUCAGGUCAGUUGUACAGCAUCGUCUCCUCGCUGAGCAAUGAGCACGUGCUGUCUGCAGGCUUUGAUAUCAACACACCUGACAACCUUGGGAGGACUUGCCUCCACGCUGCUGCUUCCGGAGGGAACGUUGAAUGUCUUAAUUUGCUGUUGAGCAGCGGUGCUGACUUGAGGAGGAGAGAUAAAUUCGGAAGGACUCCACUGCACUACGCAGCUGCCAACGGCAGCUAUCAGUGUACAGUGACGCUGGUCACUGCAGGAGCCAGUAUUAACGAGGCUGACUGUAAAGGCUGCACCCCCUUACACUAUGCUGCUGCUUCGGACACGUACAGGAGAGCAGAGACUCAUUCAGGAAACAGCCAUGACACUGAUGAGGAGCCACUGAAGGAGUCCAGGAUGAAGGAGGCAUUCUUUUGUUUAGAGUUCUUGCUGGAUAAUGGUGCUGACCCAUCCCUCCGGGACAAGCAGGGAUACACGGCUGUCCACUAUGCAGCUGCGUAUGGCAACAGGCAGAACCUUGAACUGCUCCUGGAAAUGUCUUUUAACUGCCUGGAGGAUGUGGAAAGCACCAUUCCAGUCAGCCCUUUGCACUUAGCUGCCUAUAAUGGUCACUGUGAAGCCCUGAAGACACUUGCAGAAACCCUCGUGAACCUGGACGUGCGGGACCACAAGGGGCGGACAGCCCUGUACCUCGCCACGGAGAGAGGCUCCACCGAGUGCGUGGAGGUGCUCACCAGCCAUGGCGCCUCCGCCCUGGUGAAGGAGAGGAAGAGGAAGUGGACCCCUCUCCACGCUGCAGCUGCCAACGGGAACACUGAUUCCCUGCACCUCCUGAUAGACAGCGGGGAGCGGGCAGACAUCACCGAUGUCAUGGACAUCCACGGCCAAACCCCACUGAUGCUGGCGAUCAUGAACGGCCACGUUGACUGCGUCCACCUCCUCCUGGAGAAGGGAUCCACAGCUGACGCAGCUGACAAGAGAGGAAGGACCGCCCUGCAUCGGGGGGCUGUAACAGGCUGUGAGGACUGCCUGGCUGCUCUGCUGGACCACGAUGCCUUCGUUCUGUGUCGGGAUUUCAAAGGCCGGACCCCGAUCCACUUUGCAUCGGCGUGUGGGCACUUAGAAAUCCUGAGGACCUUGCUGCAGGCAGCCCUCUCUACUGACCCCCUGGACUCUGUGGUGGACUACAGCGGUUACUCACCAAUGCACUGGGCUUCGUACAGCGGGCAUGAAGAUUGUCUUGAAUUGUUACUUGAACACAAUCCAUUUGCAUACUUAGAAGGAAACCCCUUUACUCCAUUGCACUGUGCAGUAAUUAACAACCAGGACAGCACUGCUGAAAUGCUGGUGGAAGCAUUAGGUGCCAAGAUUGUUAAUAGCAGAGAUGCCAAAGGAAGGACACCCCUUCACGCUGCUGCCUUUGCAGACAACAUCCAUGGUUUACAGCUGCUUCUGCGCCACCAAGCCGAGGUGGACACGACUGACAAGCUGGGGAGGACUCCCCUCAUGAUGGCCUCUGAGAACGGGCACACCGCAGCCGUUGAGUUCCUGCUGUACCAAGCAAAAGCAAAUAUAACUGUGCUGGAUGUCAACAAGAACACAGCUCUUCACCUGGCCUGCAGCAAGGGUCAUGAAAAGUGUGCCUUGUUGAUCCUGGGGGAAACCCAAGACCUUGGCCUUAUCAAUGCAAGUAACAGUGCUCUGCAGAUGCCGCUCCACAUCGCUGCACGGAACGGGCUGGCCGCCGUUGUCCAGGCCCUGCUCAGCAGAGGUGCCACCGUGCUGGCUGUGGAUGAAGAAGGUCACACCCCAGCCUUGGCGUGCGCCCCCAACAAGGACGUUGCCGACUGCCUGGCACUUAUCCUCUCCACCAUGAAGCCUUUCCCACCUAAAGACGCCAUCAGCUCUUUCAGCUUCAACCUCCUCAAGAACUGCGGCAUCGCAGCCAAAACCGCGGCCUGCGGGGCGCUGCCCAACGGCAGCUCCUGCCCCUACGGCAAGGACCGGCACGGCGCCAUCGGCUUGGACGGCUGUUACUCGGAGUAGCUUAAACUAUGGGUGACCUAAUAUCUUAUUAUAUUUAUUUAGAAAUUCUAUAAAUAUAGGGCACUUUAAAGGAGAACAAGACUGGGCGGGCCUUCUAGCGCGGCCGCGCACACCAAGAGUUCAACGCUUCUUCUUGCUGAGCGGCGGCGCGCUGCUGCUGGAGCAGGGCUGCCCUGAGCCCCCUCGUGUGGCACCCAGCACCUCCUGGGCUGCGCAGCCACAGAACCCAAACGAGAAAAACUCAAUUAGAAACAAACCAAGCGGCUAAUGGGGACCAUCUGACUGCGGGGCUGCUGGUGGGAAGAGAAUUUGGCUCCCGCUUUUGGGGCGGAUCGAAUCGGUUCCGCUGGGACGGGGAAGCCUGAACUCUUGGUGUGCUUUGGGGCCGGGUGCCGUGCAGCCGCUGGGGCGGGCGCUCGCUCCUGGCCAGGUGCCGCUGUAACGCUCCUCUCUGAGUCGCUUUUCUCUCGUGCUCAUCCUCCGAUUCCAAUACAGACACUUGAAUCGAGAUCUACUGUACCUGGGACACUAAAACACCCUUUUGGCAGCUGUCAUUUUUAUGCAAAAGCGGGCGCUGCUGCCCGACGCCGCGGUCUGCGGGCGCUGCUGGAACCUCGCUCCCCACGCCAGGCACUUUAGGGAUUCUGUUGGUUUUCCGUUUCUGGUUUGUUUUUGGUUUUGUUUUUCCUCUUGAUAAGAUGUCGGAUCCUAAGAGAGUUUUUGUUCUCCGUGUCGCGUGGCUGCUGCCGUGCCAGAGUCAGUGUUGCUUUUUGUUAGAAAAAAGGUUAUUUAUAAAGAAACAAGCAUUUACCUUGAAAAAACCAACAAAAAUCCAAAAAAAAACCUGAAACCUUCAGCCUUUAAAUAAGGAAGAAAAUGCACUUCAGCGUCCUUAUUCACACCCCCGAUAGGUCUGUAUUUAUUUUUCUACCGCAGCUCGCUGGCAGGUUUUAGUGGCUCGCGCCUUUGUCGGAUCGUUGGCUUUUUUUGUUGUGUCGGGUUUUCUUUUCUGAUCUCACAGAUCGUAUUUAAAGGCAGGUUUGAAGCAUUUGAGAAACGUUGCACUGCUGGGUUUUUUUGUUCCGUUUUGUUUUUUUCUUUCCGAAUUACUGUAACAGCAGCAGGCGCAGAGCUGGCGCCCCGCGCUCCGCAUGGCGAGGCUGCGAGGCCAAAGAGCGGGGAGCCAAGGGGGGGGGCUGCAGGGGGCGGCCUGCGGUCCGUGCUGCUGCUGGCUUUGGCUCCGGCCUGGGCUGGGGGAGAGAGCAGGGCUGGGAGCCACAGCUUGGUGCUGCUGCGUCCUGCCUGCACUCUGCUUGUGGCUGUUGUGGCUGCUUUGGUUCGUGUUGUGGCACAUUCACAGCUCUGGCUGCCUUGGUUCCUGUCGUGGCACAUUCACAGCUAUGGCAGCUCGUGGCAUGGUUUGGCUCCUGCUUGCAUCCUGUUCUUGGUGCGCUCACGGCUCUCUUGCAGCCCGCUUGUUCCUGCUGGUGGCCUCCCAUGUGGGCUCAUGGCUGUUUGCGGGCUGUUUGUGGCCUGCUUGGAUUCUGCUCGUGUCGGAUUCGGGGCUGCUCGCGUCCUGCUCACGGCUGGCUGUGCUCUGCUCCUGUCCCGCUCACGUCCUGCUCUCAGCCGCUUUCUGGCCGCUCGGCUCCCGCUCCUCCCAGCCACCCCUCCGUGUCCUGCGCUGCCUCCCGGUUCUGCACAGCGCAGGAAGGCAGGCGUUUCUGUAACCAAAUCGGCGUCGUUCCCCGCUGCUGCUGGAGCCGCUCCGUGGCGCUGGCGCAGGCCGGCCCUGGGCAGCGCAGGCGGCGCCCGUCGCGCUGCGGCUCUCUUUUACCAAAGCCCUCAGAACCAAAGGGGAGCAGCGGCCGCCGGCUGCGAGCGCUUUGUGUCCCAGGAGCUCUGCGGUUCGGUGCCCGCUGCUCCCCGGCGGCGCUGCUCGGCUCCCUGCCCCCCCCCCGGGGCUCCCCGCUCACCCCGUCCUCCCGCUGGCCUUCCUGCGCCGAAUACCUCAUGGGGAACCAGAGCUCACGAAACUUGAAUCGAAAGGUCCUUUCUGAAGAUCCUUUUCAGUAUUCUGCAGAGGAGAACUGGAAAAAAAAAAGAGAUUUGUUUACAUGGCUGCCGCGUCCCUCAUCUCCCGGCUCCUUUCCCUGCGCUGGGAGAUGGGGACCGGAGCCCCGCGGCCUGGGCUGCUGGCGGUCGGUCCGUCACGGCUUCUGCUGCACCCGGGACGAGAGAAUUCCUUAGAGCACACAGAGCUGCUUUUCCUUCUCUCCUUUAGAUUGUUUUCGGUAUUUCGGUUGCGCUUUUCGGUUCCUUUUUCCAACCCCGGCCCCUUUUGCCUUCUGUCCGCACUGCGCGUUGCCGCUCAACGCGACGACGGGACGAUGAGACAAUCAAAGCGACCUCGUAAGGGCUUCUCGUUUCCUCCCUGCAGCUUCGUGUGGACGCGUCCCUUGCUCUUGGCGAGGAGGUUUUUCUCCCCUCGUGUCUUAUUAUUAAUAAUGACGAUAAUAAUAAUAACGACAGUGGAGUGAAGCGAGGUUUCAGCAGCGCGGCCGCAGUCGGGGGCUGGGGGCGAUGGGGGGGAAGCGCGGCCGCGUUCCCCGCAGCUCCAGUCUUGUUCUCCUUUAACGCUGUAUCGCAUUCAUCCGACAGCACAGCUUGACGAUUUCAGUAAUAAUCCAAGUGUUCGGUGAUAACGCGUUCUUUUGCUCAACGAGAUUCGUGGUGGUUUCCCAGUGCAUUGUAAGAGGGACGGAGGGAAGCUUCCGCCGCCGCCUCCAUGCCAAAGUCGGACCAUUCCUGCUUCGCGUUCCUGCGGCAACGUUUGGUGCAGAGCUCGCCGAGCGGCGGCUCCUCGGCCCCCCAGAGCUGUGGGGUGUGGGACAAACGGCCCCCAAAAGGACAGGAAGUUUCUCUCCGCCCCCCGGCCCAAAGCACUUGCUUCAAGGAAUAAGCACUUUGUGAAAGCGUGAGGCCUUGGGCGUCCUGCAGGGUGCAGAGCAGCGAAGGAAGGGAUGGCGAGAGCGGCGCUGGGUUUCGUUCUGUUUUUAGUCUUUGAUUUUUUUUAACUUGAAAAAAAGAGAAAGAAAAAAAGGAAAGAGUUUUGUUUCCAGGGAACGAAUGAAGAAAGGGAAGCUGUGUUAUGAGAGAGAGAGAGAGAGAGAGAGAGGGGAAAAAAAAAAGGAAAAAAAAAAUAGAAAAAAAAAAAAGAGAAAACAGCACAAAUACAUUUCAAGUGGGAAAGGUGUAUUUGCACUGCCAUUGCCAGAGCCGCGGGCCGCGCGCCCGCCUGAGCCAUAAAACUGCUGACAAACACUGAAUGUAAGGCGGCCCACGGCUCCUCCUGACGCCCCCCGCAGCCCCCGACCACCAGCGGUGCUGAGGAGGCGCUCGCUGCGUUUCCUCCUUGCUGCUCCCGACUGCAGGCGAUUCGUUUCCUGCGGGAGAUGCGAGGCCCCGUCCCUGCGCCCCCCCCCCAUCCGCUCCCCAACCCAAAGCGCCGCUGAUUUCCGGCCCCGCCGACCCGGGGCUGAGGCUGACAGGUCCGAAAGCAGCACUGAAAACAGAGCGAAAGCUCCAAAAAAAAAAAAAAAAAGAUUAAAGAAAAAAAGAUAAAAAUAGGAAAAAAAAACUCCGCAGGAACGACGCUGGGUUCUGAGCGCCGCAGCGCAGAGCAAAGGGCAAAGCAAGGAGCAAAGCAGAGAGCCCAGAAACCUUUGUGGUUCGUUUUGUGCCGGGGCUGCGUCCCCCCGCUGCCCCCAUAGGGACCACAGAGCCGUGCAGAGCGCGCCCCACUUCGCCUUCGUAAGAAACCAAAGGACAAAGCCCCCCUUUCCAUUCGGAACACGCGUGCGUUGUUCGCUUCGGGGUAGUUGGCUUUUUCUCCCUUUCUUUUCCUCUUUUCUUUUGCUUUCCUGUUUGUUUCUUCCUUUCUCUCCAAGGAUCCAGGAGCUGUCGGCACCUCUUCUCCCAGCGGCGCUUUUUCGGGUUCGUAGCGCGGAGCUCCGGGGCGGCGGGGGGGGGGCGGCAUCUGCGAGGACUGGAAGGCAUCUGCCGCAAGCUGUGUGUGCUCACCACGUCCUGUGUGUGAACGCUGCCCCUCCGCACCUCAUGCACAUAAACGUGUCUGUGGACGCAGUAGGACAGACCUCACCGGCAGGCGGGCGCAGCGGCUGCUCUGCGUCCCCGUGUUCCCCGUGUGCGCGUGGGGCCGGGGCGCCGGCUGCGCUUGUUCCAUGCAAAGGAGGAAAAGAAAUGGUGAGAGGAAACGUGGCCUUACUGAUCCCGUCCCACUGCCCUUGUUCGUCUUGAGACAAUAAAGUGAUCGCAUGGAAAGCUGUGGCCCUGGCUGAGCCGCGCGCGGGGCGGCCACGGGGUUUGGCUCCUCUCCUCUCCUCUCCUCUCCUCUCCUCUCCUC
Messenger RNA from Lagopus muta (rock ptarmigan), 7736 nucleotides. RefSeq names its product ankyrin repeat domain 52 (gene ANKRD52). Gene Ontology annotation, molecular function: protein binding. The coding region runs from base 89 to 3310 and encodes 1073 amino acids. The transcript is spliced from 28 exons. The record is from RefSeq and is a predicted model, not a curated record. Lineage: Eukaryota; Metazoa; Chordata; Aves; Galliformes; Phasianidae.